This is a messenger RNA of Sphaeramia orbicularis (orbiculate cardinalfish), 1446 nucleotides long. Its product is annotated as gamma-glutamyl hydrolase-like. Gene Ontology annotation, biological process: tetrahydrofolylpolyglutamate metabolic process. Lineage: Eukaryota; Metazoa; Chordata; Actinopteri; Kurtiformes; Apogonidae. The record is from RefSeq and is a predicted model, not a curated record. The transcript has 10 exons. Gene Ontology annotation, molecular function: gamma-glutamyl-peptidase activity. Bases 229 to 1122 code for a protein of 297 amino acids. Gene Ontology annotation, cellular component: vacuole.
UUUUUUGUACUUUUAAACAUUUAGUUUUGUAGUAAAAAAAACAAAACAAAACAAAAAACAUCCAUGCAGGUCUGUCAAGCUGCAGCCAAACCUGGAUGAAAAAUGCGGAAGCGUCAGAAUGUACAGAAACUUGAAUAUUCACCUGAGGCUGAAUAUUAAAUCCUUCUUGUCCCUUCUUACACUAAUGUAAAACCCUGUCCGGACCUGAAACCUACAGUCUACACAACGAUGAGUGGUGGCGUCAAAGCAGAUUCAGCAUCCAAAAGAAAUGACCGACCUAUUAUUGGUGUGCUUGCUCAGGAAGUUAAAUAUCCCACAGAUUUUCGAACCGCCUACAUUGCUGCUUCUUAUGUCAAGUACCUGGAGUCUGGAGGAGCGCGGGUCGUGCCUGUUAUGAUUAACAGGACGGUGAAAGAGUACACAAAACUAUUCAACUCCAUUAACGGGAUUCUUUUCCCAGGUGGAAUUACCAGCAUUACCUCUUCUGGUUAUCAAAGAGCUGCACAGAUCUUUUAUGACCUAGCUAUUGAGGCAAACAAAAGUGGCGAUUAUUUCCCUGUGUGGGGCACCUGUCUUGGAUUUCAGCAGCUGAUGCAUUUGACAAGCAAAAACAGUGUCCGGACGCAAACUGACACACAUGGUAUAGGGUUGCCUUUGAAUUUCACCAAUGAAGCCAAAGACAGCAGGAUGUUUAAAGACUUCCCACCGGAACUCAUGGAGGAUCUGUCAACUCAGCCACUGACGGAAAACUCUCACAAGUGGAGUGUGACAGUGGAGACUUUGAACACAAAUGAGGACCUGAAGAAUUUUUACAAAGUUCUUUCCACAAACACAGAUGGAAACGUUGAAUUUGUUUCAACAGUGGAAGCUUAUGAUUACCCAAUAUACGGGACCCAGUGGCAUCCAGAGAAGAAUGCGUUUGAAUGGUUAAAGUCUUAUUAUUCACACUCACGCUCAGCAGUGAAAACCACCUUCUAUAUGGCAGAGUUCUUCGUCAAUGAAGCAAGAAAAAGCUUCCACAGAUUUGAAACUGAAGACGCUGAGAGAAAAGCACUGAUAUACAACUACCGUCCUGUUUUCACCGGGGUCAAAAGCUGCUUUCUGCAAAAAUACUUUUUCUGAUGUCUUUUCGCACACUGAUAAUUGAUCGAUUGAAUCAUAAGAAAUGUGAUGAAAUGUACAUUUCAGAUAUUAGGAAAACAGUGAAAGUCGCCUGAACUUAUGUUAAACAGAUGGUGUUAGGUUCUGUGCACUAUUUUUUCUCGUCUUCUCCUUCUUUAUGACUUUGUUUUGUCUAUUUCAGAUUAAUAACUUUGUAGACAUUUUGCCUAGUUAACUGUGUUUUGCUAGGUUAACUAUUUUAGUCCUUUUGUAGUAUUUCUUCUAUUUUUAUAUGCCUAUAGCCUUAUGUUUGACCACUAGGGGGCGCUGAUGACCCCCCCCCCC